Molecule: messenger RNA, 467 nt
Organism: Lymnaea stagnalis (great pond snail)
Lineage: Eukaryota; Metazoa; Mollusca; Gastropoda; Lymnaeidae
Source: the annotation of a GenBank genome assembly
AUGAAUAGCCACCUCAGUCCUGGGAGAAGCCACCUGUCCAGCUCCCCGACUCUGUAUUCUCAAACAUUUAAUCAGCCGAAUGCGUCCUCCUAUCAGCGGUUGAUGGACUCCCCGCUAACAUUGAAAGAAAUUUCUGUACCAUCAUCACCUUCAGCCUACCAGACAAACGCAGGGCAUUUACAGCCACAGCCCCUGAAUGGCAGAAGUCCGGGGAGUUUUGAAAUGUCAAGAAAAAGCAGCAAUGCCCAUGCCAUCCCUUCUCACCCUAAUUAUCAUCAGAACACUGUGCCCUUCAGUGAAACUAUGCAGUUGAGCUCAAGUGUCAGGACUCCACCCACCCCACACCAUCCCAGUGUUCAGAUCAGGAGCAACACCUUGUACAACGCAAGUGAGUUUGCCCUUUACGGUCAAUCUGAGCAGUUGUCUACUGCAGGCAGACAAAGUUCUCCACAAAUGCAUUCGUACCC